AUGGCCUCCACCGCCACCUUCCCGUCCACCCUCGCCACCAGGUCCGCGGCAACCGCUAGCCUGCGCAGCGCCGUGCCGACCGGCGCCAAGAUCGUCAGGUUCUUGCCCGCCCAGAUCAGCCGCACGGGGCGCGCGGCUGUGCUGCCCACGCCGAGGGCGGCGGUCUCGGGCGCCGAGAAGGCGCAGCCGGCGCCGUCGAGCAAGCACGAGCGCGUGGUCAGGGUGCACAGCACCCAGGAGUUCGACGACGCGCUCAAGGCCGCCAAGAACCGGCUGGUGGUGGUGGAGUUCGCGGCGAGCGACAGCGAGAGCAGCAGCCAGAUCUACCCGACCAUGGUGCAGCUCAGCCGCACCUGCGGCGACGUCGACUUCCUGCUCGUCCUGGGCGACGAGUCGGAGGCCACCAAGGAGCUGUUCCGCCGGGAGGGCAUCACGCAGGUGCCCCACUUCAACUUCUACAAGGGCGCCCAGAAGGUGCACGAGGAGGAGGCCAUCGGCCCCGAGCGGCUCGCCGGCGACGUCCUCUACUACGGCGACAGCCACUCGGCGGUGGUGCAGCUGCACUCGCGGGAGGACGUGGAGGCGCUCAUCAAUCAACACCGCGGCGACAAGGGCAAGCUCGUCGUGCUGGACGUCGGCCUCAAGCACUGCGGACCCUGCGUCAAGGUGUACCCCACCGUGCUGAAGCUGUCGCGGUCCAUGGUCGACAACACCGUCUUCGCGCGCAUGAACGGCGACGAGAACGACAGCUGCAUGGAGUUCCUCAGGGACAUGAAAAUCGUCGAGGUGCCCACUUUCGUCUUCAUCAGGGACGGCCAGAUCGUCGGCCGCUACGUCGGCUCCGGCAAGGGGGAGCUCAUCGGUGAGAUCCUCAGAUACAACGGCGUCAGGGUCACCUACUGA
Messenger RNA from Miscanthus lutarioriparius, 903 nucleotides. The record is from the annotation of a GenBank genome assembly. NCBI's taxonomy places the organism in Eukaryota, Viridiplantae, Streptophyta, Magnoliopsida, Poales, Poaceae.